UAGAGAGACAGGGCCUCCGCGUUAAUGCCUGUCUGUAAAAACACACACACAAACGUGUUUUCUUACGCUUAGAAGCGUAUUUAAAAUUUUCUUGGUUUUAUUAUCAUCACUCGGGGAUGGUCGCUUUUCUGAAAAGCUUAGCUGCUUUGUCUUAUGAUUUAUGUAUGAACGAAAACAAGUGAAAUACUUGGAUUUGUUACAUUUGCUUGGCAGCACCUAGACACCAGUGGCUAAAAACAGCUUGAAUACAACCAAAAACCAGCCUAAACAUUUAUUAAAAACAAUAAAUUGCAACACAGAAGGCAUGAAUAAGCGCGAAGGUGAAGGAUGUUCACUGAGAAAUGCUGAUUCAGCGCAGGAGCUAGAUACGAGUGCCAACCUGUCAUCGUCUGUCAUCGCUGCCUUCAAAGUUUUUCAGAAGGAGCUCGACACCAAACAUGACAAAUAUGAGCGUCUUGUUAAGAUCAGCCGAGAUGUCACCAUCGAAAGCAAAAGAACCAUUUUUCUUUUGCAUAGAGUGACCAAUGUACCGGAUACAGAGGAUGUUCUCAUCGAGGCGGAAGGAAAACUGGACGUUGUCAGACAGAAGAUUGGUCUGAUUGCCGAAGAGCUGAGAGGAGAGGAUAUUCAUCAGUUUCACAGAGCUUUCACUCCAGGGAUUCAGGAAUACGUGGAGGCCGUGUCUUUCCUGCACUACAUCCGUCAUCGCAGCCUUAUCAGCCUGGAGGAAAUCAAUGCCAGACUGGUGUUCAUGAGAACGGAGAAGGCAGAUCCCAAGGGCUCGUCUGAAGCCGCACCGGAGGGAACCCAGGUCCUGACCUUCCAGGUGACGCCGUCCGACUACCUGCUGGGCGUGGCCGACCUGACGGGGGAGCUGAUGCGGAUGUGCAUCAGCAGCGUGGGCAACGGCGACAUCGACACGCCCUUCCAGCUCAGCAUGUUCCUGCGGCAGAUCCACGACGGCUUCUCCUACAUCGGCAACACGGGCCCCUACGAGGUGUCCAAGAAGCUGCACACGCUGCGGCAGAGCCUGGGCAAGGUGGAGGACGCCUGCUACGCCCUGCGCGUCCGAGGCUCGGAGAUCCCCAAACACAUGCUGGCGGACGUCUUCUCCAGCAGGACCACACUCAUCGACCCGGAGGAGGGAGUGGUUUAAUCCUGCUCUGUGGUGUCAUUGUCUGCUUCGGUUUCAUGUUUGUAUGCCUUUUUAAUGGGAUUUGACAGAUAUUUCGUGACAUGCUUGUUUUUAUUACAACAACAGCCUUACAGUAGACAAUGGACUUUUUUUUUCUUCCUUUGAUAAAGAUCUGAUGACUUCAGUUGUUUUGCAUGAAUAAAAGUUCUGUGCCAAAUA
Molecule: messenger RNA, 1354 nt
Organism: Mugil cephalus (flathead mullet)
Lineage: Eukaryota; Metazoa; Chordata; Actinopteri; Mugiliformes; Mugilidae
Gene: tsnax
Product: translin-associated factor X
Exons: 6
Coding region: 305-1156 (283 amino acids)
Cellular component (GO): nucleus; cytoplasm
Molecular function (GO): RNA endonuclease activity; RNA binding; sequence-specific DNA binding
Source: RefSeq, a predicted model, not a curated record